CUCUGAAAGCGUCACGCGGUGAAGCACGUGCUGGUUUAUGUUGUGAAAAUAUUAAGGGAAAAUUCGAAUAAAAAAAAUAUGAACAACGACUGAGUGUCUGAGGUCAAGCUCGAGGGUGUUUAUCCCUCAGGAUGACUCGCCAAUCUGGGCCGAUCCACAUCCGGCCAAUCACGGAUACGACAAGUGAACGAACAACCUCUUCAAGUUCUUUUUCCAUAGCGACCCUUGCGACCAUCGAUCCGGUGGAUUUGCUGCUUUUGUUCGAUGAUGAGGUCAGUGUCAACUCGACUAGUGAUAAAGUGCGUGAUACCGUGACAAGAAUAUUGAAUGAGAGUGAUUAUAAUACAACAUCAAGUGCGCGCGACUUAAUGACAAACUAUGAAGACCAUGGACUUAACAACUGGUGGGCAAUGUUAGCUGUUGUUUUAGUUGUUGUCACAGCAGGCGGUAACAUACUUGUGUGUCUAGCGAUAACGUGGGAAAGGAGACUUCAAAAUGUCACCAACUACUUUCUCAUGAGUCUUGCGGUUACAGAUCUCAUGGUCGCUAUUCUCGUGAUGCCUCUAGGCAUCCUAACGCUUGUUAGAGGAUAUUUUCCACUUCCAUCAAUUUACUGCCUCGUGUGGAUCUGUUUGGACGUUUUAUUCUGCACAGCAAGUAUUAUGCACUUGUGUACAAUAAGUGUGGAUCGGUACUUAAGUUUUCGCUAUCCUAUGAAGUUUGGUCGUAACAAGACGCGUCGACGUGUUAUCCUGAAAAUCGCCUUUGUCUGGUUCUUGAGUAUUGCCAUGAGUUUGCCAUUAAGCCUCAUGUACUCCAAGGACGAUGCUUCAAUGCUUGUAGACGGCGCCUGCCAAAUUCCAGAUCCACUCUACAAGUUGAUCGGUAGCAUAAUCUGCUUUUACAUACCACUAGGGGUGAUGCUACUCACGUACGCGCUAACAUUUCAACUCUUGGCUGAACAACGGCAGAAUAUCUGCAGGACACCAGUUGCAGGUUUUGACAGGGGAAGCACUUGGAGACGACUUCAGAUAAGCAAAGGAAAUGAAGGGAGUGGUGGAACACCGCAGCAUACAUCAGCAGCCUCUACUGACACAGAACCCACCUUAGACAGUCGGGAAUUCUGGUUGCCUGAAAGCAAACCACCACCUUCUGCAAUGUUGGCUCUGCAUGCAUUUGGAGCUGAAAUGUUCAAACUAUCAAAAGGUCUUGGUGGUAUAGGGAAUUUUGCGUCAGAUCAGUCACCCAUUGUAACCCCCAGGUCAACUACUCAUCAGCAUCAACAUGAAUUAACUCAUCCACGAAGCAGAUUUAGAAAUGAAAGUGCCGAAAGCGCAGCGAGUAGUGAAACAGGAUCUAGAGCUAGUUUGACAAUCAUCCAGGAUGAUUCUAGUCCUCCAACUCAAUGGAAACAUCGAAGAAGAGCAUCAACUUACAACGAAGCGUAUUUUCAUCGACUUGAAUCUCCUAUGAAGAUGCAACGAAAACGAGCAUUUAGCUUUCAUGAAUCUAAUCCUUUAGAUAAAUCUUUAUCCCGAUUAUCGCCACAACAUGAUUCAGCUUUGGAAAAUCCUAGACGAAAGAACAUUGAGAAAGAAGAUCUUGUGCUUCCACCUCCAUGCACCUGCCCUUACUUUGGAGAAUCCUCGAAAAAACCACCAGAUAACUCUGGAGAAGUGGUCAUUAUCUCCAGUGCAAGCCUCAAACCUAUUGGUAGAAAGAGUCCGAAGACUGAGACAAAAUCCUUUGAAGGAUCAAACUCUGUUGUCACUUGGAGAGGCACCAGGAGAGGUUCAAGUGCUGGCAGCACAAGGACUCUUUUGGCAUCAUCAUGUCCAACACCUCUGCGACGUGCUGUUACAAUGAAAGCUCACAAUGGCGCCACUCUCACACCUAAACCAAACUCAUCGUCACCAUGUUUGUUGAAGUACAGUGGUACCAUUCGGACUCAUCAUUCUCGAAACAGUAGUGUUUUGUCGCGAAACAGUUCGGGUCGUGGUCAAGCAAUCCGACUGGAACAAAAAGCUACCAAAGCUCUUGGAGUAGUUUUCUUUACAUUUGUCAUCUUGUGGGCACCAUUUUUUGUUCUAAAUCUAGUGCCUGCGGUGUGUCCUGACUGUGAAAAAAGAAUUGAUAGGAAAAUUUUUGAUCUUGUUACUUGGUUGGGUUAUUCCAGUUCUAUGGUCAAUCCUAUUUUGUAUACAAUUUUUAAUAAGGUCUUCCGACAAGCAUUCAAAAGAGUUCUACUUUGUCAACGUAAUAAACCAGCAUGGAAACCAUCGCGGUAG
Molecule: messenger RNA, 2288 nt
Organism: Chelonus insularis
Lineage: Eukaryota; Metazoa; Arthropoda; Insecta; Hymenoptera; Braconidae
Gene: 5-HT2B
Product: 5-hydroxytryptamine receptor 2B
Exons: 7
Coding region: 132-2288 (718 amino acids)
Biological process (GO): chemical synaptic transmission; G protein-coupled receptor signaling pathway, coupled to cyclic nucleotide second messenger
Cellular component (GO): plasma membrane; dendrite
Molecular function (GO): neurotransmitter receptor activity; G protein-coupled serotonin receptor activity
Source: RefSeq, a predicted model, not a curated record